AUGCACAAUCUCUUCCGAUUAUUGAUACUCGGAAGCCUUGGAGUCCCCACGAUCGCUACCUACCUGCAGUCGGCAGCCUGUCCGGGGUACUCGCUGAAUGCGUGGACGGCAGGGGCUAACUACACUAUCAAAGACGCACGUCUGGAUCACUCACAUGAGAAUGGGGUCCUCUCCUUUGUUCUCGGUCGGUCUCUCUCGCCACAGGAGUGUCAGGCGCUUCCUGCAAAUGCAAUCAUCGAUCUCAGCAUCACCCGUUCAGGUAGCACCUUAGCAUACCAAGCCGAGACGCAAGCACAAUGCACUGCGCCCGAGGCACACCCAGCACGCCAUCAAGUGCGCCUGCCGGUCACAGUCGAUCUCGGCUCGGUGUCUCCGUUCUUAGACAUUGGCGUGAUUUUUAAGACCACUUUGGAGGACGAGGGACAGGUAUCAUGUCUGAUGGCCAACAUCAUACCAGCACCACGAGCGACAACACGACUGCAGCUACGAUGGAUCCCUUUCGGCGUGUGUGCCUUCGUGCUGCUCGUGAGUGCGUUCCGUACCAUGGCCCAGGUCCAGCCAACAUUGGACCGACCUUCGCAACUGGCGCCCGAGAUCCUGCCAGGUGCUAGCGAAUGCUUGCUAUACUUUCAGUUUGCGUUUCUUUCGGGCACCUUGACACUGAGCUAUCCCGGCUUUUCCCAGCCCAUCCUCAGUCACUUGAACAUGUUCUCGCUAUUCAACCCAGGACCAUUGGCACAUGGCCACGCCUAUUCAAGCAUUGAAGACGGAAUCUAUACGAUGAACGGCACUUAUGGCGGCACUCUUGGCUUCGAACUCAUGCACCAGAUCGUGGGUGUUCCGCAUACUGCAGAUACCUGGCGCAAAAUGAUCAUCGCGGUGCUGAUUCUUGCGGUCUUCAUUGCUGUGGUGCUGGAGAUGCGCUUGUUUUUCACUGGAAACCGCGAACACUCAACCACCUGUGCACGUGGAGGCUUCAACCGGCGAUUCAGCACCAUCUUGAAAGCGGUGUUCUCCUACUUCACCUUGCCAAUCUGCGCUUUGACCUUCUAUCAAACCAACUAUGCCCGACACAUGCCGGUGUAUCACACGACAUUUGCCUUGAUCACCGUCAUAGUGGUCUUGCUGGCCUUCGUGUGGCUGUUCAGACAAUCGCCAGCCGAUGGCAUGGGCGAUUUCGUUAUCGGGCGUCCGAAACAGUCCUCGGCAGGGCGCAAAACGUCAAGGAUUUCGACUUCCCACGAAAGGGGCUUCGUCGCGGCUCACUUUGUCAUCAUAUUCGUUCGUGGAGCAGUCAUCGGAAGCUUGCAGCGCUUUCCAGAGGCCCAGCUUGCGAUGUUGAUGCUCUGCGAACUUGGACUCUUCCUAGCGAUGCUUCGUCUCCGACCUGAUCAGCUAUGGACCACGCGGCUCGCUUCGACAGUGGCCAGGGUAGCCACGCUGGCGCUUCUAUGUUGUUUCCUUCCUGAGCUCACCGACGGUCGCUUGAAAAGCAUCGCUGGAUUUGCCAUCGUCAUUCUUCAUGCCUCUGUCCUUGGGCUCUUGUUCUUCUUGCCCGCCAUGUUCCACUUAGUCAUGAUGGUAUGGAACCACUUCGGGACAAGUAAGCCAAACGCCUAUGGACUACGCCAGUUGAACCGUCGUUCGCGUAGAACAUCGAAGUGGGGUUCUACUGCAGAGACGUCCUCGCUUGAAGAGUCCUCCAUAUCCUCAGACGGACAGCUUGAAGACAAACCGGAAACAACGAUCCUGGGAGCCUCACUUCUAACACUGCGUCCUACAAGUUUCUUUCGACAACCAUCGAGAAGCUCGUUUACUCCUAUCACGUCUGUCCUUCAAGGAUCAAACUCCAGCUUGGAUGCGAAUGAUACAUUGUCGCCGCCCACGAGCAAUCUUUCCGUGCCCCUUCAAAACUUGGAAAAGGCCACUGUUCGAGCGAAUCUGGACACAUCUGUGCACCGCCCUGGCAACGUUUCCCCAGAAUCGCUAGGCCCACGCUGGAACGACUUCACCUUCCGCGAGUCGGAUUUGAUAUACGGGUCUCCAUUCCGGAAGCAAGAGCUCAAGCGGACUCAGGAGGCCAGAAGUCAAACAGGACUGCUUGCGCGGUUUAAGAAAAGCUCUCUGCUCCACGUGUUCUGGCGCAGGAAUGUCCAGGCGGCUGAGGAAUCAAAUACUGGCUUCCAUGUUGUCAGAGCCUCGAGGCCGGAAGUGGAAGACUUGUAG
This is a messenger RNA of Zasmidium cellare ATCC 36951, 2226 nucleotides long. RefSeq lists its product as uncharacterized. The transcript has 2 exons. The record is from RefSeq and is a predicted model, not a curated record. Gene Ontology annotation, biological process: transmembrane transport. NCBI's taxonomy places the organism in Eukaryota, Fungi, Ascomycota, Dothideomycetes, Mycosphaerellales, Mycosphaerellaceae. Bases 1 to 2226 code for a protein of 741 amino acids.